Molecule: messenger RNA, 358 nt
Organism: Macrosteles quadrilineatus (aster leafhopper)
Lineage: Eukaryota; Metazoa; Arthropoda; Insecta; Hemiptera; Cicadellidae
Gene: Nop10
Product: H/ACA ribonucleoprotein complex subunit 3
Exons: 3
Coding region: 116-310 (64 amino acids)
Biological process (GO): snRNA pseudouridine synthesis; positive regulation of telomerase RNA localization to Cajal body; rRNA pseudouridine synthesis
Cellular component (GO): box H/ACA telomerase RNP complex; box H/ACA snoRNP complex
Molecular function (GO): box H/ACA snoRNA binding; telomerase RNA binding
Source: RefSeq, a predicted model, not a curated record
UAUUUUUAGGUUAAAAACUAACGAACGAAGAAGUAGACAGACAGACAAAGAAAGGUCACAUUAAAGUGAAAUUUUAGUCACUACUGACAAUUUGUUACCGACAAAUACUUUCAAAAUGAUGCUCAUGUACUACCUUGAUUCUAACGGAAAGAGAGUUUAUACGUUAAAGUUGGUAGCACCUGAUGGCUCGCCUACUCUCUCAGCUCACCCUGCAAGAUUUUCCCCUCAAGAUCAAUAUUCCAGACAAAGGAUAGCAGUGAAGAAACGGUUCAACCUUCUUCCAACGCAGCAACCUGAACCAGCUUACUAGAUUGAUACCACUGAUAUUUUAAUAAUAAAUACUUUUUUCUACUCUUAA